Messenger RNA from Botrytis byssoidea, 723 nucleotides. RefSeq lists its product as uncharacterized. Lineage: Eukaryota; Fungi; Ascomycota; Leotiomycetes; Helotiales; Sclerotiniaceae. Gene Ontology annotation, biological process: long-chain fatty-acyl-CoA metabolic process; long-chain fatty acid metabolic process. Gene Ontology annotation, molecular function: long-chain fatty acid-CoA ligase activity. The coding region runs from base 1 to 723 and encodes 240 amino acids. The record is from RefSeq and is a predicted model, not a curated record. Gene Ontology annotation, cellular component: endoplasmic reticulum; lipid droplet; plasma membrane. The transcript has 2 exons.
AUGUCUUCCCAAACCGAGAUCAAGACUAAAGCUACGAUUUUCUCCCCCCGGAUGUCUAGAAAACCUCCCUUCACAGCAGAAGUACAAGGGAUUCCACAAGUUUCGGGUGAAACUAUCCCUCGUCGUAACGUCCAAUACCCAGACCUUCUUUCCCAUCCAGAAUUGGGUAUCGAGACUGUGUUCGAUGUCAUACAACGGAGCUCUCGUCGUUUUGGCAAUGCACGAGCGCUGGGGUCUAGAAAACUUAUUAAGAAACAUGAGGAGACGAAAAAGAUAAAGAAGAUCAUCAAUGGACAAACACAGGAGUUAGAUAAAGUAUGGACUUAUUUUGAGAUGAGUGGAUAUGAAUAUCUAAGUUUCAAGGAGUAUGAAGCUACGGUACUGAGUGUGGGAGCGGGUUUGAGGAAACUUGGACUGAUUAAGGAUGAUCGAGUUCAUCUCUUUGCAACAACGAGUGCCCAUUGGCUGUCAAUCGCUCAUGGUUCCAUGUCCCAAUCCAUGCCUAUCGUCACUGCAUACGAUACUCUUGGUGUCGAAGGACUCCGUCAUUCUCUCAUACAAACGAAAGCCAAGGCUAUAUUCUUAGAACCACAACUUUUGAAAACUCUACUUGAGUCCCUUGAAGACUUGAAGCAUAUCAAAUACGUGAUCUAUAACACAGACGGUGAUACAGAACUCUCAUUGUCAAGUAUCAAAGAAUUGAAAAAAGCCACAGUCACCUGA